AUGCUGUGGAUAUUUCGUUAUUUUCUUGCUUGUGUUUUGUUCACCAACCUUGUAACCGCCAAGGAUCAAUGCAGGAUGGAAAUUAACAUUCGUGACAUGACUCUCAAAGGCUUCGUUUUCAAGAGAAUGACGGUAGCAGCUCCUCAUAUCUGUGAUUUCUUAUGUGAAAGGGAAAUUAUAUGCCAGAGCUACAAUUUCAACAGAAAAGAACAGAUCUGUGAGUUAAACAACCGCACAAAGGACGCAACACCCGAGAAUUUCCACUCGGGUCCGGCGUGGUUUUAUAUUCGUCGUUUGAACGGAAGAGGUAACUAUUCAGCCAAUAAUGUUGGAUAAUAGUUAUCAAUAUUUUGAUCAUACGUUCGACUUUGCUCACAGUCUGCGUUUUCUGAUCUCCCACGCUCAUCGGUAUUGAUUUUUCUAUCAUCUCUCAAUUCUAAUAAUGAACGAUAUUAGUUCUAUCCCUUUUCUUUGUAGUUGCUUUGAAGUUUCCCACCAAUAACGUAGCCCCAUGUUCUGUAGAUAAACACACAACCCAAAAUUCUUCCACUCGCUCGGACGAAAAUUGACGCUCGAAACGUCAGCUUUGAAACUCUUAACGGCGGCCAACUUACGUUAUCAACUCAGUUGAUAGUACAAAAUUAUCUUGUUAUACUCUCCCACCGAGGCAGCACCCCAGUUUCUUUAGAAACUUACCCCCUUUAUUCAGUUUAACUUUUAAUUAACUUCUUCACAAAACAGCUUUGAUGUAUGCGUGAAAUAGUGACAACAAAUUAUUUAUUUAUUUCUUCUUUAAAAUGACACAAAAAGCUUAGGGUCUGGAAAGAAGAUAAAAAAGCUGGUGGAUCUAAAGGAAGGGUUUAAAAGUGAGGGGGGCCCACUUCCCAAGAGAAACUCAGCCAAUAAUGUUGAUAAUAAUUAUCAUUAUUGUUUUUUUAGAGGGCACGGUAACGAAUCUUGCAAUCUGAUUGGUUCUUUACCCGGUCAGUAUUUUCCUAUCUCUGCCCACGGGCCACGGUAACGCGAAAUGAGUCGCCGAGUACAUCCCAACUUUCGUUGUCAUUUUUCAUAAAUAUACCUCGUUUUCCGGCUGGGCAGUAUUUUUAAGCAAACACGUCGGUCACUACCUCAAGCCGAUAAAUAACUUAUGAAUCCUCUCUUUUCUCUCUAUCAAAUCACUUUGGUUGACAGAAAAAUAUUGGUUUCAGAAUGAAUAUGUAUAAACAAUAGUGUCAUUACGUUGGUUGACAAGCGGCCUAAAAACCGUCUGCAAUUAAUUUUAAUCGUUCACAAAAAGGAACCCAGAAAGUUGAAACGUGAGGUAUUUGGUUACAGUUAAACUGAACGAUGGAACUUUCAUUCAUUUAAUAUCUGAAUUUUCUCGAGCAAUUUGUUCAUAGUGAAAGAGCGAGCGAAGUUUUAAUUUAAGUUCUACAACAAAUAUACGCUCCUGGUGAGUCUUUCCAAUUCCGUUCAAUUUGGACAUUUGUACCUUAAAUUGCACAACAGAAAUUGAAGGAAUUUUUUGAGAAAAGGCCGCAUUACAUUCCCUUGUGUCUCGUUGGAGUGUGCCGUUCGAAUCUAGUUUCUGUGAAGGAAAGAUCAGAGUUAAACACGCCAUUACAGCAAACAAACUAGCAAACUCUCACAACUUCAAAAUAAAAAAAUUGAAUUUACUCACAAUUACUUUCCUCGCCGUUUACUUAAUGAACAGAGGUAAAUCUUCGUACAUGAAUGAAUGGUCGAUGAGAGUGAAUAAUACUUUCCUUUAGAUCAUUAACUGAUUUUGAAGAAAACAUUGUCGUGACAGUCCUUGCCAAACUAGUUCUGUUGGUUUUCAAAUGUUCCUACGCUUUUUUUUUUCUUGCGCGCUCUCUAAUAGACAGGUGUCGGAUUGUGACAGAUACUUGUAAAAAUAAUGUUUCAAAGUUUGUUUGGAAGCCUUCUAAAUCACCUUUAUCGUUACGGAAAUGAAAAUGUUUCGCUGAGGCAUCUCUCUUAAAUUUGCAUCCCCUUUAUUUUAACUACCAUUUACCCACUCAAAAAUUGUUCAGUUUAUGGAAGAUCUUGCCGUAUUUACGUCCAUAAAUCAUUCGGGUUCUUUCGGAAAGAAUUUCGUCAAGUUUAAAAACAAUAAAUAUGUUAUUUACCGGCUAAGGGUCGGUCCGUUUGGUGAAAAACUGUGACCUCGGUCUUGAAAAUGCUGCCCUCGGCCUAUGGCCUCGGGCAGUAUUUUCAAGACCUCGGUCACAGUUUUUCACCAUACGAACCUCCCAGCCGGCAAAUAACAUAUGUAUAUUUUGGUCAUACGCUCGACUUUGCUUACAGUCCUUGAUUUCUGAUCUCUCACGCUAAUCGGUAUUGAUUUUUCUAUCAUUUCUCAAUUCUAAUAAUGAACGAUAUUAGUUCUAUCCCUUUUCUUUGUAGUUGCUUUGUAGUUUCCCACCCAAAGCGUAGCUCCAAGUUCUGCCGAUAGAUACACAACCCACAAUUCCUUUAUUCCCUCUGACGAAGGGCUAACGGUCGAAACAUCUGUUUUGAAACUCUGAACAGUGGCCAACUUAAUAAUUAUAAUUGAUAAUAAUUAUCAAUAUUUUGGUCAUACGUUCGACUUUGCUUAUAGUCCGCGUUUUCUGAUCUCCCACGCUCAUCUGAUUAACGAUAUUAGUUAUAUCCUUUUUCUUUGUAGUUGCUUUGUAGUUUCCCAUCAAAAGCGUAGCUCCAAUUAGUGCCGAUAGACACACAACCCACAAUUCCUCCAUUCCCUCUGACGAAGGGCUAGCGGUCGAAACAUCUGUUUUGAAACUCUGAACUGUGGUCAACUUACGUUAUCAACUCAGUUGAUAGCACCAAACAAAGUGAGGGGGGCCUACUUCCCAAGAGAGGGGUGCUUGACAGUACGUUUAAUUUAUCACAUUCAAAGGCGGACUUUGAGUGAAUGGAAUUAGAUCCUCAUUCUAAUUCUCUCGUAUUUUUCAAUCUCGGCUUUCGACUUGUGCACCUACAUACAUUUAAUUUUCAACAUUUUUACCCUUACCAGCUCCCUUGGGUUCGAUUCCGGAGUUACCAGCACGUUCAUGCCGAGAAAUAAAAGCAAGCGAAGGGAAAGACACUGUAAGCAACAAAUACUGGCUGGAUCCAUCUGGCACAGGGAAGGCAGUUUUGGUUUACUGUGAUAUGAAUUUGGAAGGUAAAUCAUCAUUACGUCACCGUUAG
Messenger RNA from Pocillopora meandrina, 3216 nucleotides. The record is from the annotation of a GenBank genome assembly. NCBI's taxonomy places the organism in Eukaryota, Metazoa, Cnidaria, Anthozoa, Scleractinia, Pocilloporidae.